Molecule: messenger RNA, 690 nt
Organism: Spea bombifrons (plains spadefoot toad)
Lineage: Eukaryota; Metazoa; Chordata; Amphibia; Anura; Pelobatidae
Gene: SAP18
Product: Sin3A associated protein 18
Exons: 4
Coding region: 76-537 (153 amino acids)
Biological process (GO): negative regulation of DNA-templated transcription
Cellular component (GO): nucleus
Molecular function (GO): transcription factor binding; transcription corepressor activity
Source: RefSeq, a predicted model, not a curated record
UAGAUGUAAAGCGCCGGAGGUCGGUUUUGUGCUAGCUAGACGCGAGGUUUUUCGGUUCUAGGCAAACUGGAGAAAAUGGCUGUAGAAUCCAGGGUGACCCAGGAGGAGAUCAAGAAGGAGCCCGAGAAACCUAUUGACCGCGAGAAGACCUGUCCUCUUCUGUUGAGGGUGUUUACGACAAACAAUGGGAGGCAUCACCGGAUGGAUGAAUUUUCCAGAGGAAAUGUUCCUUCUAGUGAGCUGCAGAUCUACACCUGGAUGGAUGCAACUUUGAAGGAGCUCACCAGCCUAGUUAAAGAAGUUUACCCCGAAGCUCGUAAAAAAGGCACUCAUUUCAAUUUUGCUAUUGUCUAUCCAGACCCAAAACGACCAGGAUACAGGGUGAAGGAGAUCGGCAGUACUAUUUCAGGGAGGAAGGGAUCGGAUGAUUCUAUGACUUUACAGUCGCAGAGGUUCCAGAUUGGAGAUUAUCUGGAUAUAGCAAUAACACCACCUAACCGAGCUCCACCCCCAUCAGGGCGUAUGAGGCCAUACUGACAACAUACAUGUGGGGUUUUUUUUGUUUUUUUUUUACGAACUUUUUUUUUUAUCCUUUAACACUUGCAGAUGUAGAAACCAAAUUUGUUUUGACUAAAGUUCAUAUAAUCUGUGCAUUUUAAACAGCCAUAAAGUUUUAUUAACAUUUCUUGA